GACAAACUUGCCGCCAAGGCGCAAAGCGCCAGAUGCUAUGGGGGACUAUCAGCAGACAAAUGACAAGUGGAAAUUUAUUUUCGGUGCCACCCCAUCGUUGACGCCUAGUACCUCAUUUCCACGGGAAGAUACUGGGUCACAAGCCAAUGCCGAAUGCCAGCUGCCCACUCCUUGUAGCCUUUCGGGUGGCGAUGGGCCCUGCUUCAACUUAGGCUCUUCUGCAGCGGGAGGCGCUCCUAACAGUGCACGGGGGCGCCAGAAUGGCUCAAGAUGGGGUGGCUCGCGCCCGCAUCAUCCCCAGCCUCACCGCCACCCAAGCGGCGCAACCCACAUCACCACCACGAGUAGCGCCAACUGCAGUACCUUAGCCCUUAACACCGACGCCUCCGCCGCCGCAACCGAGGCUGGUGUUCAUGCCAGGCCAACUCCCGUAGGCGAUCCAGCCGCGACGACGGCGACAGUACCUAUGGACGGUACGGCAGCCGACGGCGGCGAACCUCUGUACAACAACGCACCUACAACAACACCGCCGUACUCCGUUGCUGCUAACGGUCGCAAUCGGGAUGCGCUAGAUGCGCUCAUCGACCUGCUGCUUCUACCGGAUGAUGACGGUGGCGUUGCGGACAGUGCCUUCGCUGCGGACAUCUUCCCGUCGGAUGCCUUCCCCGCCGCCGCAGCAGCAACCGACGGAGCGUCUCCCGCGGCGGCAGCAGCAGUAGGCAGCAGCGGGCCAGCGGGCCAGGCAGGCCGGGCGGAGGAACCGACGUUGGCGGUGGUUGCGGGUGCGCAGGAGGCGGGUGCGCAAGAGGACGGGGGCGGCAGCAGCCCCGGCUGCUGGGCAGACCUCCGCGCGCUGGCUGCUGCUCUGGACGAGGUAGAGGCCUCCAUGCUUAGCGGCGAGGCUGUCGAAACAACCGAUGCUGCUGGAACUGACUUAAUUGAGGCUUUCGGCGUCGCCUGCAGUCUGGGGAUUGACGGACAGCAGCAGCAGCAACAGCAGCAGGGCGAGUCAACACAUGCCUUGCCAUCUCAGCCGCGGCGCAGGCCCAAGGUGGUUGCCAAGAAGCAUGGGAGCAGCCAGGCGGCAGGGACGUCGGCAGCGGCGACGACAGCAACGGAUGCGUCAGCAGCCUCAGCAACCUCAGCAGCCGCAGCUGCAGUUGGGGGUUCUGACGCCGGCAGCUGGCGGGUGAUGCUGGCGGCGCCGGCGCCCCACAACCCAGAGGGCGUGGCGACGCUGCUCCUUGCCGGCCGGCUAGUCAACCCUCACACCGCCGUACCUGCACCCCUGCUUGCAGCAGCAGCAGCAGCCGCAAACCAACAACACCAGCAAACGCAACAAGCACGGCAACAGCAGCAGCAUUCAUCGUCAGCCUCUGGCGACGCUUCAGCUUCCUCCUCCUCCCCAUCCGAAGCAUUAAGAAACCCAGCUGCCAGCAGCACCGACACCACCACAACCACCGCAGCAGCAUCCAACACGUCUUACAGUGCCGCCAGUGGCACCGCCGCCGCUGCCACCACCACCACCAGCAGCAACCAAGGCCCCGCCGUCGCAUUGGUGCGCUGCGGCACGGCAGCCGAGGCGGCGGCGGCGCUGGCGUUACAUGGUCGGCGAGUGUACUGCCCCCCACUGACGAGCGGCGGGGCAGCCAGCUGGCGACCGCUGACGGUGCUCCUUCACUCCCCAGGCUCCGGCAGCCUGCCCCUGGAGCCGCCUCCCUCCCCUGCUGCCGCUGCUGGCUCCAGUGCUGGCGCCUCCCCUGGCAGCAGCAGCCUGCAGCAGCAGAAGCAGGCUCGGGUGCGGGACGCAGGGCCCACCGUGCGAAGGGUGAUCCUGCGCGGCCUGCCGGGCCACCUGGGCGGGGAGGACCUCACUGCGCUGUUCGGCAGCGGAUUGCAGCUGCCCUCCGAACACUGCCCCACACCGCAGGACCGGCGAUUCCUGCUGCUCUGCCCCGACUCCGUCUCCUACAACUCGCUGCUGUCGUGGCACGGCACUCGGCUGCCCGAUAAGCCGCUCGACGCGUUGCAGCAGAUCGUCCCACGGGUCGCUGGAUGGUGCACACUGCGAGUGGAGGAGGACGACGGCAUCCUGCUUCCCUCCCUGGUGUCAACCCUGCUGGCGGAGGCCCGCCGCAGCGGCGCCGCGUAUGCAGACAGCGCCGCUGCCGCCGCCUUCACUACCGUACCGCAUCACCCCCCUUUCAUGCCGUACCAGCAGCCUUAUCAUCAUCAGCAGCAGCAGUACCCCCGUGUGGCGGGUCGCUACCACCCAGCUGAGCUAGACGCGAUGGAUGAGGCGGCCGCAGCAGCGGAAGCCGCCAUGGCGGCAGCGGAGGCGACGUCAGCGGCGACGGCAACCCUCGCGUCAGGUUGGAGUCAAGGUGGUGUUUCCAGGGGCGCUGUGGAUUUGCCCGAUGCAGCAACACCGGCGACAACUGUUGGUGGAGCAACGACGACCACGGUGCAUGCAGCACCGGCAAGGGCGGGCAGCAUGCGCAGUACCGGCGGCAGUAGUGGCGCCCGUGGCGGCUCGGGUCAACACACCAGGAGUCAAGCCCACGCGGAGGUGGAGGACUUGGCGGCGGCAGCGGCGGCGGAGCGAGCGGAGAGCUCCCGCGGUGCUUCGUCUAGCGGUCUGGCAGCACGGCCAGCACCGCGACCCCGCCGCGCUGGGGCCGCUGCCGCUGCAGCGGCGGCGGCCGCCGAUAUAGGCGGUUUUUAUAACUCCAGCAGCGGUUUGUUUACUCCCAGUUGCGCCUGCUGCCCUCCGCCUGGAUUCGGUGUCGGCGGCAUGGGCGGUGGCGGUAGUGGCUUUCCCCGUCCUGCUGCUGCUGUUGCCGCUGCAUCUUCCUUGUCUACAGCGGCUUACAGCACCACCACCACUGCGGCACUGUCCGGUGGCAGCAACCAGCAGCAACAAGUGAACAGUUGGAGCGGUGCGGCGGCGGUUGAGCUCCUAAACAAGCUACUUGCGCUAGGCGUGGGCCCGGGGCCGGGAGGGGACGGCAGCGGUGGUGAGGGCGUGCAGGUGGAGGAGGAGGAGCGCGCGCCGUUCUCGCGCCGGAGUCGCAAGCGCAUGCCGAUGCAUUUUGGGCGGCGGCCUGAGGACGAGGAGGGCGGAGAUGAGGAGCAGGACGAGGGGGAUAAAGAGGAAACAACUAACUGACGGACGAGGGGAAGGAGGGGCAGGAGAGGGGGCAGGGGGCGGUGGGACACACCAGCGGUAUUGGGAGUUAAAGGAAGUGGCGAGCUUGCUCGGUAACUGCGGCACAUGAAGCUUGCGGUUUUGAAGGUCCUCAGGGCUGCUUAAAUGAACUACUACACAACAGACGGCUUUGUAGAACAUACUGUGCGGGACCUGGCUUUCCUGGCUGUGCACCGAAUUCACCGGCGAACCUCUCUCUGCUAGCUAACGGUUGCGACGGUAUGCGGCGAGAAUAAUAAGUGCAGCUAUAGUUCUGUAACAGUGCGAGGAUGUGAGCAUCGCGUGGGCAGCAACUGACAGGGGAUGUACAACAUGACGUCAGCAUGGGUGUCAGCGUGGUCCCUGUGUGGGCGUGGUCCCAGCUACGUCAGUGCCUGCUCACUGCUUACGAAGGUUAGAAGCCUGCGGGUAAGCUUAUUAGGGUGAUAGCCUAAGGUUCAGUGCUGGUCAUGAGAGACAGAGUGGGAUGGCUUGGGAACCAGGAGUGCACGGCCAGCUGAACAGGCACAUGCAAUGUUGAUGGGGUCCGUGUGUCCUCUAAGCCCCAUUAACAUGCAGGCGUCCGGCAGCUGGUCGGUCACAGUGAGCCGCAGCGUUGAGCGUUCUAAACAUGCAGUCCUGUGCUUACACGGUGUUUCUCAACACCAUUAUCUUGGACGCCACUGGAUACCCCCAUAUACUGGUAUAUCAAGCGAGGACAUUAUGAUACCUGG
Messenger RNA from Astrephomene gubernaculifera, 3921 nucleotides. The record is from the annotation of a GenBank genome assembly. Lineage: Eukaryota; Viridiplantae; Chlorophyta; Chlorophyceae; Chlamydomonadales; Astrephomenaceae.